This is a messenger RNA of Gossypium raimondii (Peruvian cotton), 1268 nucleotides long. RefSeq lists its product as uncharacterized. The record is from RefSeq and is a predicted model, not a curated record. The transcript has 4 exons. NCBI's taxonomy places the organism in Eukaryota, Viridiplantae, Streptophyta, Magnoliopsida, Malvales, Malvaceae. The coding region runs from base 433 to 984 and encodes 183 amino acids.
AUUCCUGACUGGGAAAAAUGACGGGCAGUCACUCCCAAUCCCCAGUACUCUCUUUCUCUUCCUCCCUUUUGCGUCUGCUAUAUCUUUUCUUCCUCUCCAUGUCUCCUUGAUCACGAUCCGACGGUCCAGAAUGAACGCUUAUCCUUUUGCUUGUUUCCUCUGCUUUUAGUCCUGCAAAUCCUCAGAUCUACUUUCGCCUCCCUCCUAAGCUUCCUUUUUUCUACUUUCCUUUUGAUUUUAGCUCUGCAAUUCCUCAGAUCUACUCUCUCCGCCUUCCUCAUCUUCGUUUCUCGGUGAACUGAGUUUUUCCAAAAACAAAAAAGCUAAUUUUUACCAAAAACAACUUUCCGCCGGCGAGUUUUGCUCGUAAUUCAAGGUUGCCUUUAGAUUUAUCGUUGGCCGUAGUGAAAUACUGAAGUUGCCCACAGUUCGAUGGCGGUUACGGUUAGUUACGUCGCGCUAACAUGCGCCGGUGAAACUCUAGCUUCCAUGUUCUUGUCGGCUCUUGUCAAUACCCACCUUGUAGCUCUGAACUCCUUUACAUUGCUGGUGGCUAACAAACCUGGAAUCAAGGGUGACCAUUCCCAAAACCAGCCUAAGCUGAAGGACGCUGAUGGGGAAGAUAAUGAUGACGACAAUGAUGAUGGCGAUGGUGGGGAUGGUGAGUAUGGAGAUGGUGAAGAAGAGCUGUCCUCGGAAGGCGGGGAAUAUGGCAACAAUGGUAAUAGCGAGAAGAACAAUCCAAAGAAAGGACUGGGAGAUGGUGCGACCGGGGCAGAACAAAAUGGAGAAGACGAAGACAAUGAAGAUGGAGAUGGUGAAGACCCUGAGGAUGAGGAUGAGGACGAGGACGAGGAUGAUGAUGACGAUGACGAUGGAGAGGAUGAGGAUGAAGAGGAUGUUGAAGAAGAAGAAAAUGAAGAUGAGGAAGAAGAAGAUGAAGAUGAGGAAGCCCUGCAGCCACCCAAGAAAAGGAAGAAGUAAAUUGUUAGGAAAUAAGUUGAAGCCUCCUCCAUUAAAGAAAACCCUUUUGGUUUAGGUAAACUGGUUCAUCUAACACUAUGUGAUGUUUUAUUUAGGCAUUGAGGAGGGUGCUGUUUAGGGUUAAUGUUUUUACGCAUUAUAUAUCAUCACACUUCAUUUUCCUUUUCCAUAAUUAGAGUACUGUUAGAAGUAUUUGAACAGCGGCAAAAAAGAUUCUAUUGAAAAAAAAAUGUAUGAUUCCGGCCGCUUCUCAUUAAUGUUAAUGGAUAUGAUAGUUUUGCUAA